CAAUUUUUGUCGUUCCCUUCUACCACUUCCGCCUCAAGACUCAAAAUGCCGAGGGCCCCUCGGAACCACAGCAAGACCUACAAGGUCCCUCGUCGACCAUACGAAUCUGCUCGUCUCGAUGCCGAGCUAAGGCUCGCCGGUGAAUACGGUCUCCGCAACAAGCGUGAGAUCUGGCGUAUCGCCCUCACCCUUUCCAAGAUUCGUCGUGCCGCCCGUGAGCUGCUGAAGCUCGAUGACAAGGAUCCCAAGCGCCUGUUCGAGGGUAACGCUCUUAUCCGUCGUCUGGUCCGUAUCGGUGUGCUCGAUGAGACUCGCAUGCGUCUCGAUUACGUGUUGGCCCUUAAGAUUGAGGAUUUCUUGGAGAGGCGUCUCCAGACUCAGGUUUUCAAGCUCGGUUUGGCUAAAAGCAUUCAUCAUGCACGGGUUUUAAUUAGGCAACGGCACAUUCGGGUUGGCAAACAGAUUGUCAACGUUCCCUCCUUCGUUGUGCGUCUGGACUCCCAGAAGCAUAUUGACUUUGCCCUUACCUCGCCGUACGGUGGAGGUCGUCCUGGCCGUGUUAAGCGGAAGCGUGCGGCUGCAGCUGCGAAGAAGGAGGAGGGCGGUGAUGAGGAGGAGGAUGAGUAGAUGUACGCGCUUUACUUCCAUGCUCGUUAUGUAUAUGUUGUCACCAUGUUACCCUCAUGCAACCAAAAAAAAACUUUCGAGGUACUCUGCGACAGUUGGCUUAGAGCGAUUG
Guyanagaster necrorhizus is the source of this 739-nucleotide messenger RNA. Its product is annotated as 40S ribosomal protein S9. The record is from RefSeq and is a predicted model, not a curated record. Gene Ontology annotation, molecular function: rRNA binding; structural constituent of ribosome. Bases 46 to 627 code for a protein of 193 amino acids. The transcript has 5 exons. NCBI's taxonomy places the organism in Eukaryota, Fungi, Basidiomycota, Agaricomycetes, Agaricales, Physalacriaceae. Gene Ontology annotation, cellular component: cytosolic small ribosomal subunit. Gene Ontology annotation, biological process: ribosomal small subunit biogenesis; translation.